AUGAUGCACCGUGUGUUUUGUGUCGUGUUGGCGCUUACACUGCUGUGCUGCUGCUCGUGCGUGUUUGCCGUGGAGGAGGAGGAGGAGGAUGAGGAGGUGCUACCGGUGAAUGCAGUGUGUGCGGGUGACGGUGAAAAAGUUGGGCGCUGGCAACUCCGUGGGAAGUCACUGUGGUAUGACUGCACGGCUGAAGCUGGCGGUUUGGGAAGUGUGAUUUGCGGCAUGGGCGUAGGAAACUGUGAGCCCGAGGAUGUUGAGAGGCGCACCAAAGGAGUUGCGAAGGAUGGCGUCUUCACGAUCAACGUCUCCACGUUUACUCCAAGCGCGGUGAAGAGUUGGUGGGAGCGUAACGUGGAGAAGGCGGUCACCGCUGCAAUUGGUGCAGCCAAACCUCCGGAAGUUCCUCGGAGCCCUCCAGACGACAAGGAUUCUCGUGACACCUCCACACCAGAUUCUGAAUCUCCUGCUGACGCUGCGAAUUCCGCUGGUGCCCGUUCACUGGCUGAAACUCCUCCGGGUGGCGCUGGUGAAAGUGUUCCGGCCACACGUCCGGAAGCAGGCAUUCCGGCGGCUCGACAAGAGGAGGCUUCUCGUGACGCCUCCACACCAGAUUCAAAAUCUCCUCCUGCUGUCGUUGAGAAUUCCACGGAUGUCCCUCCUCCUCCACCACCUGCAACUCCAGGCGGCGCUGGUGCUAACUCUGCUGCUGGCGCUGCGGCCACGACGGAUCCUUCUGAGGCCUCGCGAGCACCAGAUUCCGCUCCCGCUGGUGAUCCUCAAGGCGCUGCACAUUCUACUUCUGCUGCUUCUGCUGCAUCCGAAUCCCCACCAGAUCCAAAGCCCACAGAAGGCGGCGACCACUUUUCCCAUGACCCUCCAGUGGAGCUGCAGGAAGAGACUGCUGCUGCGCCACCGACUCAGUUGUCCCAGACCGGCGAGGACGGGGGUGCAGCGGAAGGCGCCGAAGAGGACACCGCCGCCAACACCACCACCGAGACUGCUUCUAGCGAAGGAAAUAAUAUGGCGGCAAGCAUGCCGGCUCCCCUUUCCUCUGCGCCCACAACGAACGCGCUGGAGAAAAGUGUGGGAACUGACGCCUGCUUCCAUGACACCCUUCUGCAUGCCCGGCUGCUGCUUGUUCUGGCUGCACUCACCUACGGGACACUGGGCUGA
This is a messenger RNA of Trypanosoma cruzi, 1173 nucleotides long. Its product is annotated as 90 kDa surface protein, putative. Bases 1 to 1173 code for a protein of 390 amino acids. NCBI's taxonomy places the organism in Eukaryota, Euglenozoa, Kinetoplastea, Trypanosomatida, Trypanosomatidae. The record is from RefSeq and is a predicted model, not a curated record. The transcript has a single exon.